Cylicocyclus nassatus is the source of this 620-nucleotide messenger RNA. The record is from the annotation of a GenBank genome assembly. NCBI's taxonomy places the organism in Eukaryota, Metazoa, Nematoda, Chromadorea, Rhabditida, Strongylidae.
GGUAUUCUUUGCUCUGCAACAGCUAACGUUUUUGUGACAGUGAGUCACACAUGCUCUACUCUGCCUCGCCAUCAAGCAGAAUUUCAACAUCAUCCAACCCACAAACGGACACGUGUCGCCGUUUCCAUCGAAACAGCUGAUAAAAAGUAACACUAGGUCAUUUUCUCCAAGCUUUUCGUCUCCGCAAUGUCGGCACUGUCACAAAUUCCCGUGGUUCUUAAUGUUGGUGGAACAAAAUUCUACACUACAGUUGAUACCUUGAGAAACUCUGCUGCUGCAGAGAAUAGCAUCUUCGUCAACAUGGAUUUAGCAAAUGGUGAGGUCUUCAUUGACCGUGACCCUACUGUUUUCAAGUACAUCUUGAACUACCUACGUGAUGGACGCGUCAUUUUUCCGGAUGAUGGACUGACUACAGCUUUGAUGUUUCAAGAAGCUAAGUUCUACGGCCUUGGGAAACUAGUCGGGCAGAUUUCCCUGAAAUCGAAGAAUGCUUCGGGAUACCACGAUAUCAAGGCGAAUCAUUGACAGUUUCUCGACUGAACUUCGACAACGCAAACAACGAUCUGAUUUCUUAUUGCCAAGAAUUUUCUGUAUUUCCGCGUAUUUUCUCCGAUGUCAAG